UAAGUUACAUAAUGUCAAGUGAAAGGAUGCAGUGGACAGCACCACAAACAUGCUGCAUGUUUGAAAUAAUGAAUCAAAUGAACGUUUCAUCUUUGCUGGAAGGAAAAAGUGUUUCAACAGCGAAAGAAUAUAAUGAGAUAAGAGAAAGAUUGGAAGAAAUGGGUGUUCGUAAAACAGCUGAACAAAUCCGAACUCGAUUCAAAACACUGAAGAAACAGUAUUUAAAAGUGAGAGAAAUAAAUAAAAUAAAGGGGAAAAAGGCAAAAACUUGCAGAUAUUUUUCUGAACUUGAGGAACUUUAUCGUAAACAUGAAACUGCUCAAGUGAUGGUUGGAGGGCUAGAAGAUCAACCACAUUCAUCAGGUUUACAAAUGAAUCGAUCAUCCUUGCCUGAUAUUCUUACUCCAAAAGCACAAGAAAAUAUUCUCAACAAUGAUAACAUGGUUGUGGAAGAAAGAGAUGACCAUUACAUGAUCUUCCCUAAUAAACAACCUGCAACACAACAACGACAAACAUAUGUUAGUAUGCUACAACAACCAGAUGAUGCCAAUAUACCAUCAACUUCUAAUCAAGUGGUACAAGAAGACAAUCACUACAUGAACUGUCAACAACCACAAGUUAACAUGCAACAACAACCACAAGUUAACAUGCAACAACAACCACAAGUUAACAUGCAACAACAACCACAAGUUAACAUGCAACAACAACCACAAGUUAACAUGCAACAACAACCACAAGUUAACAUGCAACAACAACCACAAGUUAACAUGCAACAACAAACAUAUGUUAGUAUGCUACAAGAACCAGAUGAUGCCAAUAUACCAUCAACAUCUAAUCAAGAUAUACAAGAAGAGAAACAAUACAUGAAUAUUUCAGCACACGCUGCAUUCAUGCAACCACAAGGUACCAUCAUACAAUUAGCAUCACAAGAUGUGAUGCCUUCUCAUGAUGAUCACGUGAUGCCUUCUCAUGAUAAUAACGUGAUGCCUUCUUAUGAUAAUCACGUGAUGCCUUCUCAUGGUAAUCAUGUGAUGCCUUCUCAUGGUAAUCACAUGAUGCAUUCUCAUGAUAAUCAUGUGAUAAGAUACAGAACAAAUAAUGGAAGUGUUGGUAAAUAUUUAAACAGAUCACGAGUUAACGGAGUGAAUUGUGAUGUCACAUUCAAAUUAAAAGAUGGGGAAGUCUUUGCUCAUAAAGGUUUGCUUGCUGAACAUUCUGCUACUUUUAAAGGAAAGUUUAAACAUGAGGAAGGAAAUCAUGAAGUUGUUGAAGUUAAUGGAAUAAAAUCUUCAAUAUUGGAUUUGUUGUUCACUUUCAUUUACUUACAAGUGAUCGAUAUAAGCGAUAAAACUGUUUGCCAACUUUAUGAGGCUUCAGAUUACUUGCAGUUUAAUGAUGUAAAAAAACAUUGUGUUAGCUUCUUCAAUGAUGCACUUGCUGUUGGGAACUGUUUAAGUUUCAGUUCCUUUGCACAAAGAUACCAGCUUCUGGAGUUGGUGGAAAAAUGUGACAAAUUCAUCGUUGACAAUUUAGAGUUGGUUUCCAAAGAAUUGAAUUUCCGGGAUUUAAAUGAAGUUAAAACUUUUAUUGAGAUAAAGAAUCAACAGGAUUCUUGCCAAGAUUCGAUUUUCAGGACUAUCUUGAAUUGGAUCAAACACGACUUUAAACAACGACAACAAUUCAUUGAACGAUUGUUUCAACUGAUUGAUGUCAAGAAACUAUCAACUGCAUUCCUUGAAGAGGUUGUUGAAAAAACUGAGAGAUGGUUAAAAAGAUCAGACUUUUAUUUUGAUAUUCUCAACCCAGAAUAUAUUACUCGUCUCAAAAUUCAAAUUCCGAACACAGUGGCUGCGGUUACGAAAGCUACAUGCAUGAUCAUAAGUGGUGAUGAAUGUGAACACUUGGUUAACGUUUAUGAUGUUAAUGAGAAAAGUUUCAAGAUAUGCAAGCCAACCUUGUAUGAAAGGGUUGGUUCAACCAGUGUGAAGAUAAACAACCAUGUUUAUACGGCUGGUGGUGUUGAUUCCAACAUUGUCGAAUGUUUGAAUUUAAACCAAGUUGAUGGUGAUUGGUACAAGGUGGCAUCUAUGAAGGAACAACGAUGGCGUGCAGCAUCUGCUGUGUUGAAUGAUCAAAUGUGUGUAACAGGAGGAAUGGAUGGUGGUGAUAAUAUAUUAUCAUCAGUUGAAUUAUACAAUCCAGUGGUCAAUACAUGGACAAUCAUUCCUUCAAUGAAAACUAAACGAUGGCAACAUGCUCUUGUUUCUUAUAAUGGUCGCUUGUACUCGUUUGGUGGAGAGAAUGAUCCUUUUAGUUCAAAUGAUUUAAAUUCAAUGGAAAGUUUUGAUCCAAGAGAAGGGAAAUGGGAAUCACUAAAACCAAUGAAUAACAAAAGACAUGGACUAUGUGGUGUUGUUUACAAUGAUGAGAUUUACGCCAUUGGUGGUCGUGGAUUAAAAAGCUGCGAGCGGUAUAACAUACGAACCAACACUUGGACCAAAGUUAGCAGCUUGAACCACGUGCGAUAUUGUUCUUGUGCUUGUGUUGUGAAUGGGAAGAUAUACGUCAUUGGAGGUUGUUGGGAUGAUGAUGCAUCAAAAUCCAUUGAGGCUUAUGAUGCAACAAUCAAUGAAUGGAAGAUUGAAACCAACACGGAGACACCAAGAUAUCAUGCAUCAGUUGUAGCUUUGUAAACAAUGAAAAUCUUCAACAAAACUGUUUGUGUAUUUCAUGAUUUGUUUUGAUAAAUAUUCCAUCAAUAGUUUUGUAAACAACAUGAGCCACUGUUCUGUUAUAAUGACUUUUUGUCACUACUAAUUUAUGAAUAUUAAAGUUAAAUAUCCAGUCCUUGUCAUAUUGUAUAUUUUUUUUAUCAUUUCAAAGUCAACAAUUUAUAAAUUUUCACUCGUUUAUGUUGUAAUAGUUUUAUUAUUUAACCAAUUAAUCAAAACAUGUUAAAAUCCUAUAAUUUAUGAUAAAUAUUAAUUAAAAAUAGAGUUUCCCAGCAUCUUUUGUUUUGUGUAAAAUUUUGUCUGUUGCCUUUUUCUGCAUGAGCGUCAAUGCUACUAUGCAUGUGCAGAAACUUAGGCCAAACAUUGUGCGACACCCAUGAAGUUUGGUCGUAAAUACAAAAUGUUCUUUCUCAUCUUUUGUACUGAAUGGCUGUGUUUAUAUUUUAUACGGCAAGUUGAUGCCAACUUCUUAACUGUUUAUGAUCAAGUCGAUCGUUUUAUAUUAAAACAAAAUAAUAC
This is a messenger RNA of Ciona intestinalis (vase tunicate), 3251 nucleotides long. The record is from RefSeq and is a predicted model, not a curated record. Lineage: Eukaryota; Metazoa; Chordata; Ascidiacea; Phlebobranchia; Cionidae.